AUGGAUUCGCUUAGUACCCACAAACAGGCUAAACCAAGAAAGAUGAAAGUUGUCGUGAAGAAGUCUCGUGUUCAAAUACUUCUAAAUUUGUUUUACCGAGUUAUCGAGAUAACUGUGGUUAUGGUUACAGUAGCCAAGCUCUGUUACCAAAUAGUCAUCAUGUUCGAGGACUCUGGUCUCAUGCGUUUCCUCAUCAAUCGUCACCUUGCUUUCAUCUUCGGGAACGCAAUAGUCAUCGCUAUCGUCGCCAAGUGCGGUCUCUUUGUGAAUCAAGAAGAACCGGAAGCACAGAGAAAAAAGAAUGAUUUUUACGACGAGUUUGUUCGGGAGAGCUCAAGAGGAGAAAGGAGUUCACGUUCCGAUGUGAUAUGCAGAGAAAUGCAAAGGGAAGCAGAGAACCAGGCGAAACAGAGCACUGAAGAAAACAGAGCAAAACAGAGCAGCGAAGAUGAGAGACAGAUCAUGUCGGAGAACAGGGCAAAACAGAGCACUGAAGAGAAGAGAGAGAAACUUAAAAAGUCUGAGAACGGUGCGAAACAGAUCAGUGGCGAGGAGAGAGAGAAGAAGGACAUAAGUGUGAAGAGACAGAGACAUAACAUUACUCAAGGCCAGGACAGCACAAGGCAAAGUUACGAAAGGAGUCGAUCGGAGAAUCUCGUGAGCUCGAAGAAGAGUACUUGUGGAGAACUGAAGAGAUCGGAGACGGAGAGAUCUGCUGAUAGCAUUGAUUCUGAUGAUGAACUCCGGUACAAGAUCGAGUCUUUCAUUGCGAGACAGAGGAGGAACCAAAAGGAUGAAGAGUUUAGUAUUAUCUAG
Molecule: messenger RNA, 816 nt
Organism: Microthlaspi erraticum
Lineage: Eukaryota; Viridiplantae; Streptophyta; Magnoliopsida; Brassicales; Brassicaceae
Source: the annotation of a GenBank genome assembly